CCUGACCCCGGCCGCACCCAGCGCCCCGCGGGGACCCGGCGCCAGGCCCGUCACUCGCUGCGCGGCCCGGAGCAGCGGUGCGUGACGUCCUGCGUGGCCGGUGCCGGCGCGCUCUCCCCGCCAUCCCAGGCCGGCGGGGCACGCGAUGCCCCUGAUGGUGGAGGAGGCCAUGAAGCCGCUGUGCUCCCUCUCGGAGGCGAGGAAGAUGAAGGCAGCCGUCAAGCACGCGGGGCGGGGCGCCCUGGUCACCGGCGCCGUGGCCUUCGUCGGGGGCCUGGUCGGGGGCCCGCCGGGACUGGCCGUUGGGGGCGCUGUCGGGGGGCUCCUAGGGGCCUGGAUGACCAGCGGGCAGUUUAAGCGGGUCCCUCAGAUCCUGAUGGAGCUGCCGCCCGCCGAGCAGGAGAAGCUGCUCAACCAGGUCACGGCCAUCGUCAGGCACCUGGAGUGGACGGACGCUGUGCAGCUCACCAUGCUGGUCCCCACACACUGUCCUGCCUUCAGACCCGCAGCUCCCCGUCUGCAGAGCCCACACGGUUUCUGAACAGCCUUUCCCCUCCGAUUCCUGGAAAGAUCUCUAACCCGGGAGGCGUGCACACCCAACAACAGGGACAAAGGAAGGCAGGGGGUGGGUGACUUUAAAAUGGAAGGAAGCUGGGCAUUCCCUGCCUGACUGCCACCUUUCCAGACUGCUCCGCCUCCCUGUGCCCCCAGGAGGCGCUGCUCCGCCUCCCUGUGCCCCCAGGGGGCGCUGCUCCGCCUCCCUGUGCCCCCAGGGGGCGCUGCUCCGCCUCCCUGUGCCCCCAGGGGGCGCUGCUCCGCCUCCCUGUGCCCCCAGGGGGCGCUGCUCCACUCCCAGAGCCUCCAGGGGGUGCUGCUCCGCCUCCCUGAGCCUCCAGGGGGCGCUGCUCCACAGCUCUGGGAGUGUGUGUGUGGGGGGGGGAGGGGCGGGUGCCCUCCUGCCCAGGAUGGUCUGACCCCACACCUCCAUGUGCACAGAAAACUGGGGAGUGGAUUGAACCCCAGGUGCCUCAGGAAGGACGGAGCCUUUGGUCUCACAGACACUGCUCUCCAGCAGCCUGGGCCCAGGGUGGCCGCCUGCCUCCAUCCCUUCUGUGCUGCUCCAGGGCUGGGCAGGGUGGCCCAUCUGGAUGGUUCUCCUAUCAGACAAGGUGACAGGGUUACCCGUGUGGGGUGGCCCUCUGCCAGGCCCAGGGGCACAGGGAUCAGAGGUCCCACACCAAUGACCACUGAAGCCACCCCCCCCACCCCCCUCAGCCAGCCUGCCUUUCCCCUGGGAAACAGUGUCGGCAGGAGAGGGCCCCACCCCUGACCCCAGGGGCUGGAGGCCCCACGUGUACUGAGCCGUCGCCCAUAACAAGCCGGGUCCUGGGUACUGGCAGUGGCUUUGGCCCCAGAGCCCCCCUCGGCAAUGAAGGUACUUACCUGGCUUCCUCAGGCAUGCUCAGUGCCUGGGCUUAUUUCCUUGUAAAAGACCUUCACUUACUUAUUUUUGAAAAGGCCUCCCCAGGCUGGUACAAAUCAGGUACAAGCAUAAGAGGGCUCCCUCCUCAGCUGCCCCCUGCCCCGCCCCUCUUGUCAAUCAAUGUCGUGUGCAUCCACUCGGUUUAAACAUGGUCUUUGAAAAUGAUUCCUUUCCCUAUAUUUGUCAAUGCCGAUUGCCAAAGACUUGGAAAAACACAGACGAGUAUAUAUAAUAAAAAGUGCUACGGAUUCCAGCA
Messenger RNA from Myotis daubentonii (Daubenton's bat), 1739 nucleotides. RefSeq names its product protein C19orf12 homolog. The transcript has a single exon. Bases 146 to 541 code for a protein of 131 amino acids. The record is from RefSeq and is a predicted model, not a curated record. NCBI's taxonomy places the organism in Eukaryota, Metazoa, Chordata, Mammalia, Chiroptera, Vespertilionidae.